AUGCCGUUCCCUUUUGUGCUGCCUACAACAUCCAGUAUUUCCUUCACCGAUUAUUUCAGCAGCAGCACUCACCCCUCGCUACCGAAUUGCGCCACAACCGCGCGCGGCGUCGUCCGCGACGUCCUGAAACGCUACAAGCGCAUCCCACCCGGCUCGCAAGCGUCCAACCUCUCGACCGUACUCUCCGCUCUACAAGAGUACAUACCGUAUCUCUUUGCCCUCGAUGCAGGUCUCAGUGGAACCAGUUGCGCUGGCGAGGAAAUCGAUCUCGUGCUGGUGAAGGAGCUCGAGGUCGAAUGGCGCUCGACGCUGUCCGCUACCGUUCCAGGACGAGAGCCCACGAGGGUGAAGCUGAAGAGUCUUGAGAGCGAGCUCUUCUUUGCGUUAUCAACGCUGGCAUAUGUGUAUAGCCUACAAGCCCGCGCGCAGCUGCACACGCUGUACAAUGCAACGCUCCCUACGCCCGAGCAGCGCGCCACCGCUAUCACCGCGGCGAUGAAGCACUUUCUUGAUGCGAAUGCUAUAUACAAGUUCCUGGUCAAUAGAGCGCAGCAGUGGCACGCGCAACCUGCUGCUGUAGACAUCACAAGCCCGGUAUUGGGCGCACUGGCAGAGCUAACCCUUGCUGAAGCAACGCUCAUUACCGUCUUGAAAGACGACCCAUACCCGGCCGCCGUAGUAGAGGACAGAAACAAGAACAGCAAAGACUGGAUGUUUAAGAGCGUUGAGAUACCCAAAGUGCGCGCACAUUUGUUCGCACGUCUCUGCCUCUCGUCCGCUGAACACGCAGCAAAAGCGCAGGCCAUGCUGGGCCGCUCAUCAAAAGUCGACGACAGUUUCACCAAAUACAUUGACGAUUUUCGACGGACGGCAAGGGGGAAGGCGUGCCGGUUCCUCGGGGUUGACGCUGAGUUGGCGGGGAAGACGGGCGAUGGGAUCGCGUGGCUUAGAGGUGCACAGAAGGAGCUAGGGUUUUCAGCUAUAGAUGCUGAUGAAGAGAAGAAGAAGUCUGGACUCUCGAAGUUGAAGAAGGAGUGGGCGGAGAAGAGGGAGGAUAAGAAGGAGGGGAGGGUGGUGGACAUGUUGUUGAAGAAGUGGGAGAAGAUGAAUGAUACAAUUUCGGUUCAGGUCGUACCUUCAUCCUCUCAGCUCCUCUCGGCCAUGCCUUCAGGAAGAGAGUACCACACGCCCAAGCCGUACAUCAUACCGACGCUAGAGGAAGACGCCAUCAUCCGUAUGAGAGCUCCUCCUGAUCCCGGGGACGCGUUCGAGGGAGAAGAGGACGACAGUGCAGACGAAGACGAGCGUUCAGCAGGAGCACCCGUUGGCGCAUUCCCAGGCACGAAGGCAGAGUACUCUGCGAACACGAGCUACUACUGA
Molecule: messenger RNA, 1380 nt
Organism: Didymosphaeria variabile
Lineage: Eukaryota; Fungi; Ascomycota; Dothideomycetes; Pleosporales; Didymosphaeriaceae
Exons: 3
Coding region: 1-1380 (459 amino acids)
Biological process (GO): cellular response to pH
Cellular component (GO): plasma membrane
Source: RefSeq, a predicted model, not a curated record